This is a messenger RNA of Penicillium angulare, 2292 nucleotides long. RefSeq lists its product as uncharacterized. The record is from RefSeq and is a predicted model, not a curated record. Gene Ontology annotation, molecular function: zinc ion binding; DNA-binding transcription factor activity, RNA polymerase II-specific. Gene Ontology annotation, biological process: regulation of DNA-templated transcription. Bases 1 to 2292 code for a protein of 763 amino acids. Lineage: Eukaryota; Fungi; Ascomycota; Eurotiomycetes; Eurotiales; Aspergillaceae. The transcript is spliced from 2 exons.
AUGUCCGAAGUUCACCGAGACGACAGUCCCGAGACCAAGCGGAGAAAGGUUCGCAAAGGUACACAAAGCUGUUGGGAUUGUAAGCGACGCAAAGUGCGCUGCAUUUUCUCCUCGUCUACCGAUAGUAUUUGCAGUAAUUGUCGGAGAAGAAGAAAGCCAUGCAUCAGCCAGGAGAUACCAGAUGGCCUCGUGCCGCCCAUCACCGAGAACCUGGUGGAGGCUCGACUUGAUCGGCUGGAAAAGCUUAUUGAGCUAGCAAUGACCCAAAAUGGCACUGCUGAUGCUCACGAUCAGCUAUAUGAGGAGACAUCUAAGCUUCGCUCUGCUCUUGCUCCCGUAGGAACUCCCCAAACUCCUACGCAAAAGGAGACGCCGAGCCAACAAAAUACAGUAAGAGACCAAAACCUCCACAGAUUAUCUUCGGGCCAAAGACAAUUAUUGCCUGCUCCGUCAAUCCCACGCAGACAGAUUGUCAAUAAAUGGGAGGCUUUGACCCGCGAACUUCUCGCAGUAUGGCCCAGUCAAGAAGAUCUUGCGAAUUUAUGCACCCUUCCCAGCGGCCCUACAAUGCGUCUCAACUGUGGCAUAUUCACUUCAUGUCCUGUUAUGUCAGGCGCUGACCUGCCAACGCCCCAACAGCUUUUCAUAUUACCCCCACUCGGCUCUCAUCCCAUACUCAUCGCCCGUAAAUUCCUGUUGCUUGGAACAUUCAUUCACGGGAUUCCACUGUCUCAUGUACGGAAAUUGGGCAAUCGAGGCGCCUACUAUCUCGAAAUGAUGGACCAACUGGUGGAAAAAGCCACUAGACUCGUGACAACCAAUGAUGAACUUAUUUGCUCCGUCGAGGCAAUCGAAUGUAUAAUGAUGGAAGCAAUAUACCAGAAUCAUGCGGGUAACCUUCAUCGCUCCUGGAUGGCUGUGCGUCGAGCUACUGCGGUCGCUCAAAUGAUGGCCAUAAACCGAGGGUUUGAUUCACCCUCCUUGAAGUUUCUCGACCCUGCUACUCGAGCAAUAUUUGAUCCAGAUCGAAUCUGUUUUCGCCUGGUUCAGAUGGAUCGAUAUCUUUCUAUCAUGCUAGGUUUACCACCUACCUCCAUCAAAACUCAAUUCGCUACAACCAAGGCUCUAGAAGAAUGUAGCCCCAUGGAACGCCUGGAGCGCGUCCACUGUGUCGUUGCAGAUAACAUACUGCGGCGAUCUGAGUCCGAUCUGAAUGAUCUCGCCAAGCUCCACGAGACUGAUAGAUUGUUACAAAGGGUGGCCUCAGAUCUGCCUUCUCAAUGGUGGCUACCCAGCUUUAUAACAGACAAUAGCGAUGACGCGAAAGUACUUGAAGAUACCGUUCGUGUCAUGAAUCAGUUCGCACAUUAUCAUGUUCUGGUCCGAUUACAUCUGCCAUAUAUGCUGCGAUCAUCGACAGAUCAUAGGUACGACCAUAGCAAAGUAACAGCUGUCAAUGCUAGCCGGGAGAUUCUAUCUCGCUACUUAGCAUUUCGAACCUCCAGUCCUGUCCACUUUUACUGUCGCGGCGACGAAUUCAUUGCCUUCAUCUCUAUUAUUGUUAUGUGCAUCGCCCAUAUGAGCGCCGGCAAGCAGCUCAAUAAGUCUACCGAAGUGCCAAACGAUGGCACCGUCUUCAAUUUUCUCGCUCACAGUCGCCCUAGCGAUCGUGGAAUGAUGGAGCGUACCCUUGAAAUCAUCGAUUCGACGGCUCGACAUAGUUCAGACAAGAUCACCUCUAAGCUUGGUCGAAUAAUUAAUCAUCUACUGACUAUUGAGGCUAAUGCUGCCAGCGGCACUAUGUACAAUACAAGCUCCUCUCAGGGCAAUGAUGGGGAGCUUGAGUGUGAUGGAAAUUUGACAGACGGUGGCAAGGCACUUAACAUCUACAUUCCAUACUUCGGCAAGAUCAAUUUUGAAUCUCUGUCUUUGAAGAAGUCGGAUUCUGCGUCGUUAGCGCACCCUGGCACGGAACUUCCACCCGACCCGUCUGCGAACUUACCACGUCCAAACCAACCAGUCCAUUCCAGCGGUAGUAAACGUGAACUUGAAAGUCAAAAUACAGAGGCAUUGCAGUUUGAUCAACUACAUUCUACUGUCAUGAAUGAAUUGCCAGUUUGGAAUGAUAACAAUCUCCAGUCCGAUCAAAUGUACGAGCAAAUGAACAUUUCUGAAACAGGGGAAGAUUGGGAUCUGCAGGGUAUCGACACAGCCCUUUUCGACAGUCUCUUUCGCGGAGCAGACAUGACAUCUCUAGAUACUGAAGAAUUCUGGACGCAGUGGGCAAUAUAG